UGCUCGCCACUGCGCAUGCGCAGACAGUAGACAGCUGAUAACUCAUCUAUUAUGCUACUUCGCUAAAUAAAAAAUCUUUAAGAAAACUGACCGGAGCCCGUCGCUGGACGCACCGGAGGACCGAGACACAAAGUAAACACGCCUCUCUGACCGGUACCGGGGGGUUAGAGGUUAAACUGAGCGGAGGGUGUGCAAAAUUUCUCUGUAUGUGUCGGAGCCUGGCUGGCCGCUCGGCGCCUUCAGACAAAGCUCAAGCUAACAGGCUAACGGCUUAUUAGCUAGCCAAACACCGAGCGGUAACAUCUGCAAAGAUUGGAUCUGUGAGCGCAUUAAUCUACUCGGUGUGCGUCUUAUAACAAACAAAAGUCAAGAUACCCCCUUCAACCCACGCUCACAUACCUACACGGACGGUAUUAUUUAAUAUUAACGACAUUUACGUCUUUGGUUGUGCGAUGGGAGUUUGUCUCCACGGGGGAAACAUUGAGCUGAAGAAUCGACACCAACAACACCUGAACUGAACAUACUUAAACACACCUGUGUGCGCACACACCCUCACACCACAGAGGGAGUUGUUUUUUCACCUUCAGGUCAGACACUGCCGUCCCACAGUGCAUUGCUGCGUCACCGCCGUCCACCAUGUCGGACGCGCCUGAGGCUGCGCCCCCCAGCCCCCCUACCCUUACCAACCCGGCCCCACCUGAGGUCACCAAUCCCACCAAACCUGGCAGAAAGACCAACCAGCUGCAGUACAUGCAGAAUGUGGUGGUGAAGACUCUGUGGAAGCAUCAGUUUGCCUGGCCUUUCUACCAACCUGUCGAUGCCAUCAAACUUUGCCUGGCAGACUACCACAAGGUGAUUAAGAACCCGAUGGACAUGGGAACCAUCAAGAAACGUCUGGAGAACAAUUAUUACUGGAGUGCCAGUGAGGCCAUGCAGGACUUCAACACCAUGUUCACCAACUGUUAUAUCUACAACAAGCCUACAGAUGACAUCGUCCUCAUGGCUCAGGCUCUAGAGAAAAUCUUUCUGCAAAAAGUUGCUCAGAUGCCCCAGGAAGAAGUUGCUCUGCUCCCGCCAGCUCCCAAAGGCAAGAGCAAGAGCAAACCCGCUGCUGCUACUACAGUGAGCCAGCAGGCUGAGUCCUCAGCCUCCCCACCCCCCUCCUACCCCUCUCCCUCGCCCUCUCAGACACCUGUCAUCUCAACCACGCCCACACCUGUCCAGACCACACCCCCUGUCUCUGCCCCACAGCCCUCGGCAACCAUGAUGCCGUCUGCACAGCCUGUUGUAAAGAAGAAAGGUGUGAAGAGGAAAGCCGACACCACCACUCCCACCACAUCGGCCAUCUCUGCCGGCCGUGCAGACUCUCCAUCCGCUCAGGACACCAAACCGGCCAAACUAGGCUUGUCCCGCCGCGAGGCCGCUGCCCGACCCGCCAAGGCCCGCAGGGAGACGGUUGAGGAGGUGCCAGGGGUUGAGGUGGGAGGCGGCGGAGGGGGAGUCGGCAGGAGUAAGGCCGAUAAGCUGGGUGAGCAGAUGAAACAUUGCGACGCCAUCCUGAAGGAGAUGCUCUCUAAGAAACACGCUGCCUAUGCCUGGCCCUUCUACAAGCCAGUGGACGCAGAGGCGCUGGAGCUGCACGACUACCAUGACAUCAUCAAACACCCCAUGGACCUCAGCACUGUCCGGAAAAAGAUGGAUAAAGCAGAGUACAGUGAUCCUCAAAGUUUUGCCACUGAUGUCAGGUUAAUGUUCUCCAAUUGUUACAAAUACAAUCCUCCAGACCACGAGGUGGUGGCCAUGGCCCGCAAGCUGCAGGAUGUGUUUGAGAUGCGUUUUGCUAAGAUCCCAGAUGAGGGCCUCGAAGCAUCGGUCCCAUCUACAACACCAUUGGUCAGUAAAAGCACCGCCUCCUCUGACAGCAGCAACAACUCCUCCUCCGACGAAUCGUCCGACUCAGAGGAGGAGCGAGCCACGCGAUUGGCUGAGCUACAGGAGCAGGUUGGUGCUGCCGACCAAUCACAGUUAAAGGCGGUGCACGAGCAGCUGGCCGUCCUAUCCCAGGCUCCAGUCAGCAAGCCAAAGAAGAAAAAAGAGAAGAAAGAUAAGGAGAAGAAGAAAGAAAAGGAGAAAGACAAAGGGAACAAGGGCAAGAUGGAGGAAGAAAAGAAGCCCAAGGCUGCCGCUCAGCAGCCCAAACCUGCCAACCAGAAGAAAGCGCCAGCCAGGAAAGCCAACAGCACGGUAACCGCCACGAGGCAACCUAAGAAAGGUAGUAAGGUGUCGGGCGGUGGCUCGGCUAAUGGAGAUGAUGGCGAGGAGUCAUCACUGCCGAUGUCUUAUGACGAGAAGCGCCAGCUGAGUUUGGAUAUUAACAGGCUGCCGGGGGAGAAGCUGGGCCGUGUCGUCCACAUCAUCCAGUCCAGAGAACCGUCGCUGAGGGACUCCAACCCUGACGAGAUUGAAAUCGACUUUGAAACCCUCAAACCCUCCACACUUCGAGAGUUGGAGCGCUACGUCAAAUCUUGCCUUCAGAAGAAGCAGAGGAAGCUACUGCAGAAGGCAGCUGGAGGUGGGGCCUCGGGAGGCGGGGCUAGUCGUUUGAGUGGCAGCUCCUCUUCCUCUUCUGAUGACAGCUCCUCAACAGGAACCUCCUCUUCCUCCGACACAGACUGAACACACACAUACACACAGUACCCAAACACAAUAUACACACACACACACAAGUUACUGAACACACACACUGAUCACACACACAGAGGUUUAUACACACACACAGACACAGCUCAAUCUAUAAAGUUAAUACAUUCAUAUAUACAUUAACGCACACAUCCAUGUAAACUUCCAUCCUGAACAAACACAAACAAAAGACAGAGAUACACACUCUGAACUUACAACACACACACACAUACACACACAACCACACGCGCCCACACGCCCAGACUUGGAGACUGUAUGUAAAUAGGCUGCCCUGUUUUUUAGCUCGUAGUGUCGUUUUUUUUUUCUGGAGGAAUGCCGACAGAUAGAAGGGAAGAAGAAAGAAACAACUUCCCAGCAAGAGAACAAGAAGGGAGGGAGACAUGGUGGAGAGACGAGCUGUCUGAGAGUCGUAUUGAUCUUCUCUCACACAACACUCGAGCAUCGUUGCCAUGGAGGUUUUCUUCUUCUCCUUGGACGGCCGGCUGUGACCCCUGACCUCUAAAAACAUUCCAGAAGCAUCUAUAGAGCAUCAUGGAGGAGGAGGUGAUCUCAGUGGGUUUUACUCCGAUUAAGGUUUUGGAUAUUGAUUGAAUGGAAGUUGAACUCGAAGAGCUACCUUUGGUCCACAAGGUAGAAACACCUGUUUGACAAAGUUCGGAGCAUCAUGGGACACAUGGGAGCCAAUCAAGUUCUUACAUUAGAGUGUAGUUCAGAUUUGCAGUAAAUCUGUAACAAGUGAAACUGUUUAACUUCAGAUUGGAGAUGACCCAGUCCUGAUCAAUUAUGUUCAAACAUCAACUCUUUGCUUUAUGAAGUCCACAAAUCAACUUUAAUGGGCUUGAAACUUGCUGCAGAGAAAAUAUCUUAAAUAAUCUACUUUUAGAUCCACUCAGUGUGUUUAUUUUCUUUAAAGAGUAUCUGAACUUUAAAUCCACCAGAUUAAACUGUCAGUAUGGUCAAUUUGUCAUUCUGGUCUAAGUCUGCAUUGUUCACUGUAAUGAAAGUUUUUUUUUUUUCUUUUUCCAGUGAAAAUCCAGUUAUUCUUUUAAAGACCAAAAGAUGUCUAUAAAAUGAUUGUGUUGCCUCUGAUGUGUCUUUGGUCUGGUCCCAUAGACACAUUUAAAACAGAAGUCAAUUCUUCCUGCUCAACGCACAAGUCGCAUACUGAUUCUGGAUGUCAAACUGACCUCAGAUCUGGUGUCAUAUGUCCGUCUCUAGUAUGGAUUUGUGAUAAGAGAUGACAGUAGUUUGGUCAGAGGUGUGUUAUGUUGCUGCCGUAGACAGCUCCACUUAUUAAAUCUGUGACAGAAGAAGAUGGUCAUUAGUUGUCUGCUAACUGCAGAGUCUUUGUAUCUAUUGAAUAUGUGUUGGUCAAGCUAAAAGGAGGCAUUUUGUUAUUCUUUAAUGUGAUGUAAAGCUGGUUUAAACUGGUGCUGCACCUAACAAUUGUUGUCUUCAUUAGUUAUGUUCUUUCAUUUAGUUUUAGAAAUAUCGGAAAAUCAUGAAAAACAUCCCUCUUAGUUUCUUAGUCGUAGGUUACAUCUUCACAUGUUUUUCCAACCAGAAGUCCAAAACAAAGAUUCAGUUCUUUAACGCACCAAACGUUUUCAGAAAUAGUCUCAACUGCAUCAGCACGCUUAUUUUAACUUUAGCUUUAACAAUAGAAUGGGACUGGGAUGGAUUUCUUUCUCUGCAACAACUUUCAAGUCUCUGCAGGACUUUUUUUUUUUAAUUUAAAAGAAAGGAAAUCAAUUGAAAAUCUGAUGGAUAAUUUGUAUAAUGAAUGUGCUAAUGAAAGCUAAUUUGUGCUCUGAUUAAAAAAA
Messenger RNA from Etheostoma cragini (Arkansas darter), 4523 nucleotides. Its product is annotated as bromodomain-containing protein 3-like. The transcript has 12 exons. Gene Ontology annotation, cellular component: chromatin; nucleus. Gene Ontology annotation, biological process: chromatin remodeling; regulation of DNA-templated transcription. The coding region runs from base 637 to 2676 and encodes 679 amino acids. The record is from RefSeq and is a predicted model, not a curated record. Lineage: Eukaryota; Metazoa; Chordata; Actinopteri; Perciformes; Percidae.